ACUAUAGUAGGUCUGAUCAUUUUGCUUUCUCCUGCUUUGUUUUCUGAGUCUGAUUUUUAGCAAUGUAUUUAUGCCUCAUGACAGUAUGAUUAUGCGGGACUAUUUUCUGCUCUAGCACCCUGUUUUAUUUUCUGGAACCCUUCAAAUGAACCUGGAUCCCCUAAACAAAUAUUCUGAUAGCAAGCUGUGGGAAGUGCUGGAAUUGUGUCACUUAAAAGAGUUUGUGCAGUCCCUUCCUGAGAAGCUACUGCAUGAGAUUUCAGAGGGUGGCGAGAACCUCAGCAUGGGACAACGGCAGCUGGUCUGUCUUGCUCGUGCUUUGCUUCGAAAAACAAAAAUUCUCAUCUUGGAUGAAGCAACAGCCUCCAUCGACUUUGAGACGGACAAGUUGGUGCAGACCACAAUCAGGAAGGAGUUUUCUGAUUGCACCAUCCUGACCAUUGCUCACAGGCUGCAGUCUAUCAUUGAUUCAGACAGGGUGCUUGUUCUAGAUUCAGGAAGCAUUGUGGAAUUCGAAGCGCCUCAGAAUUUGAUACGUCAGAAAGGACUUUUCUAUGAAAUGACAACGGAUGCUGGAAUAACACAAGAAUCAGGCACAAAAAAUAAAUUACUUUAGCUGUAUGUUAAUUUGCACAAUAAAAAAUCACUACAGUGCAUUAGUAUUUAAAAAGCAAAGAUAGAAGAAAAAUGCACAAGGGCAGGCCCCUGCUAUGAGCUGGCACACACUCUCAUAGGCACCAGUUUUGUUUGUUUGUUUGUUUGUUCGAGACAGAGUUUUGCUCUUGUUGCCCAGGCUGG
Molecule: messenger RNA, 798 nt
Organism: Cercocebus atys (sooty mangabey)
Lineage: Eukaryota; Metazoa; Chordata; Mammalia; Primates; Cercopithecidae
Product: multidrug resistance-associated protein 1-like
Exons: 3
Coding region: 146-616 (156 amino acids)
Biological process (GO): transmembrane transport
Cellular component (GO): membrane
Molecular function (GO): ATP binding; ATPase-coupled transmembrane transporter activity; ATP hydrolysis activity
Source: RefSeq, a predicted model, not a curated record